UCAGAUCGCGAAAGUGAUAUCAAACAGAAAUGCUCAACUAUGACCUGAAAUACUCUUGAAAAGUGUGUUCCUGGGGGUGGUGGUGGUGAAUCAUCCCAAAGUGGUAGCAAUUGUUGCAUUUAUAUAUAGUGAUUCCAAAGCAUGAAGAAAUUCGCACGAAAAUCCAAUGGCGGUGGCGAAACGACGACAGACAACGAGUCAAGUUCGGUGCUCUCUUCCUCGACCACCAACUCCGGAAGUGUGGCACGAGACUCGAAGCGCAGUACUAAGGACAAGUUCAAAGCUCGGCUUCCGGUGGUUCAGUGGGUUGCUCGAGCGGGUCGAAGUGAGAAGAGCAAGCGUUCCGUCGUUUCUUCACCACCGUGCUGUGGGCUGAACACGGCCAACGAUAAGGAGAUUCAAACGGAAAAGCAGUUUUCCGACAAAUCCGUGCAAUAUGACGAGCAGGAUUACUAUGUGGCGGAUAACAGAUCUCAAUAUACGUCUCAUCAAGGAACAACAAUCGAUUCGAUUAUCAACGAGCAGCUAGACCAUCAAAGCUUACACGUCGUUCACCACGGAGGGUGCAACUGCUGCUGCCGGUAUUACGGACCAGAUGCACCAGCAAUGCAAGGGCAGCUCACCCUUCGAACGCCGCUGCAUGACGCACGCCGUCGAAGUCUUGACCAGAGUAAUGAGAUCAGUGUGUUCGCCGGGUAUACCAAUCGGUUAGUGAACGCUCCUAACGGGUACCAUUCUGCCAGUGAUCAACGGUUAUUUAGGAAAAAUAAUCUCAUAUCCUAUACCAGUGAUAGUGAAAUGUGGAAAAAUAACAAAAAUAGAGUCGCGAGUGUUCAGGGAAACGUGCGCAUCGAAAACCUGUGGUUCGGAUCGCAGCCGGCGUUGAAUUGUGUCGAUGCAGAACCGAAACCAGAAGAUCGAUCAUUUUCCAGGAAAAACGCGAACCGCAAAGUAGGCCGUGUGAGUCCGUUUGUGGCCGCCCCUCGGGUGGAGGAAGAAGUGGAAGAAGAAGAUUUGGAGGAAGAAGAAAACCACAACGUAAAACACCGGCAAGUGGAAAACAAUCUAUCGGCUGAGCUCGAGCAGCAGGCCUACUUGGUGCUGGGUAUGAACAGCCAAGCGCGAAGGCCGUUCAAACGAAAAAUAUGUACCCCGUUCAACAAGCGGAUAACGAUGCCACCGGAACACUUCAAGCAAUGGCCAUCCGGAUCAACCUUUGAGACUGAUUACUAUGAAAAUCAUCGACACAGCUUUCCGAUCUACACUUCUAAUGACUACCAGGGCACACCGGCUAUGGUAGAAAAUAUUUACAGACCCACUAACGUCCAUCAUGGGCCCAACCCUCCGAGGCGAAAAGUCGCGGGUAGUGCCAUCGAUAGCAAUUCGAUUAUGUUCCGCAGCACGGCGGAUGAUCUCCAUAAAUUAGACAACUUGAGCAAAACGGCCAUUGAGUCAAGGCAAAGACGAGAUCGUAAAAAGAUCAUCCCAAACUUCUCCCAUCCAAACACGGCAGUAGAGCCGGUGAAUCGGCUGCACACACCACUAGCCGCCGCAGCAACUAGAUCACCUGCCCCGUCACCAAGCGGUUCUUCCAGCCUGUAUAGUAGACUGAGCGGCAGCAUCCAGAACCUGUUCAUUGGUGGCGGUAGUGGACAGCGAGGCGGCCAGUCCGGCUCGACAUCGACGGCCGUGCGGACGGGUUUCAGCAAAAGUGAGAACAAUUUGAACGAGCUUAGUAGGCGGCGUCACGGGCCACGCGAUCGAUUUUUUCUGUUCGGUUCGCGAGGAAAAGUGCGGCAGCGACGGGCGAACAAUUUCCAGACGAGUGGGGGCGGAAGUUUCUUUACGUACAAUUACGACGACGAGGAGGAAAGCCGGUGGAAGAAGUACUUCAGCUUUGGCAACAUGCAUCGAUUGCGGAAGCAAAAACGGAAAGCGCCAAACGAGACGGACGCGAAAAGAUCUCAAUAUACGUCUCAUCAAGGAACAACAAUCGAUUCGAUUAUCAACGAGCAGUUAGACCAUCAAAGCUUACACGUCGUUCACCACGGAGGGUGCAACUGCUGCUGCCGGUAUUACGGACCAGAUGCACCAGCAAUGCAAGGGCAGCUCACCCUUCGAACGCCGCUGCAUGACGCACGCCGUCGAAGUCUUGACCAGAGUAAUGAGAUCAGUGUGUUCGCCGGGUAUACCAAUCGGUUAGUGAACGCUCCUAACGGGUACCAUUCUGCCAGUGAUCAACGGUUAUUUAGGAAAAAUAAUCUCAUAUCCUAUACCAGUGAUAGUGAAAUGUGGAAAAAUAACAAAAAUAGAGUCGCGAGUGUUCAGGGAAACGUGCGCAUCGAAAACCUGUGGUUCGGAUCGCAGCCGGCGUUGAAUUGUGUCGAUGCAGAACCGAAACCAGAAGAUCGAUCAUUUUCCAGGAAAAACGCGAACCGCAAAGUAGGCCGUGUGAGUCCGUUUGUGGCCGCCCCUCGGGUGGAGGAAGAAGUGGAAGAAGAAGAUUUGGAGGAAGAAGAAAACCACAACGUAAAACACCGGCAAGUGGAAAACAAUCUAUCGGCUGAGCUCGAGCAGCAGGCCUACUUGGUGCUGGGUAUGAACAGCCAAGCGCGAAGGCCGUUCAAACGAAAAAUAUGUACCCCGUUCAACAAGCGGAUAACGAUGCCACCGGAACACUUCAAGCAAUGGCCAUCCGGAUCAACCUUUGAGACUGAUUACUAUGAAAAUCAUCGACACAGCUUUCCGAUCUACACUUCUAAUGACUACCAGGGCACACCGGCUAUGGUAGAAAAUAUUCACAGACCCACUAACGUCCAUCAUGGGCCCAAACCUCCGAGGCGAAAAGUCGCGGGUAGUGCCAUCGAUAGCAAUUCGAUUAUGUUCCGCAGCACGGCGGAUGAUCUCCAUAAAUUAGACAACUUGAGCAAAACGGCCAUUGAGUCAAGGCAAAGACGAGAUCGUAAAAAGAUCAUCCCAAACUUCUCCCAUGCAAACACGGCAGUAGAGCCGGUGAAUCGGCUGCACACACCACUAGCCGUCGCAGCAACUAGAUCACCUGCCCCGUCGCCAAGCGGUUCUUCCAGCCUGUAUAGUAGACUGAGCGGCAGCAUCCAGAACCUGUUCAUUGGUGGCGGUAGUGGACAGCGAGGCGGCCAGUCCGGCUCGACAUCGACGGCCGUGCGGACGGGUUUCAGCAAAAGUGAGAGCAAUUUGAACGAGCUUAGUAGGCGGCGUCACGGGCCACGCGAUCGAUUUUUUCUGUUCGGUUCGCGAGGAAAAGUGCGACAGCGACGGGCGAACAAUUUCCAGACGAGUGGGGGCGGAAGUUUCUUUACGUACAAUUACGACGACGAGGAGGAAAGCCGGUGGAAGAAGUACUUCAGCUUUGGCAACAUGCAUCGAUUGCGGAAGCAAAAAGGGAAGGCGCCAAACGAGACGGACGCGAGAAGAAUACAAGACUUGGAUGGCGGUUUCUUCGAAAAGUUCGGUUCCAUCUUGCGCCAGAAGUCCAUCAACCAUGAGGAAAGUGUCACGUUGCAACCUUUCCCGGAGCAUCAGCCCCAACUGGAGAGUACACCGUUUAGCGAGCCGGAAACGAUUCCCGAGGGUGAGGACAGCGGCAAUGAAACCCUGCCCGACAGUGACAGUGAGGAGCAGCAGGAGAAACAGAACGAGUUUAUCGGCGAUGCCUUCGGGUGGAAUAUAGAGGAGCUGUACGAAGAAGUCCUAUUCGAAAUCUUCAACAACAUUGGCUGUGAUGACGAAGAGCUGACCGAAGACAGUUUGGUCCACUAUGUUCAGGAUGCAUUUAAAAUUUCCAACGAAAAGCACGAGGAAAUCCUCAGGGUGGCCCGCAAUAAGGAACCACCGGAGAUUUGCCUCAACGUGGAGGUGAUCGAAGCCAAAGAGCUGGAACCCAAGGACUCCAACGGACUGUCGGAUCCCUUUGUCACCAUGUACAUCGCUUCGAAUCCUACCCAUCGGUACAACACCUCGGUGAAGUCCGCCACUCUGGAUCCGCUUUGGGAGGAGCAUUUCUCACUGCCCAUCGAUGAGAACGCUAACGAUGCCAAUCUGAUUGUAGAGGUUUGGGACUUCGAUCCAGCCGAAACGGUCAAGGAGAAGAUGAACAAGGUAUUCGAUGUGAAGGGCGUGCGCGGGCUGCGAAAGCUGAUGAAGGAAAUAGCAGUUACGGCAUCCACUGGGAAGCACGACAACGAACUGAUUGGCCGUGCCAGUAUACCGCUGAAGUCCAUACCCGCAUCCGGUUUGGUGAUGUGGUACAACCUCGACAAGAAAAACAAACUCAAGCGCCAGGGAACGAUAAGAAUAAGACUGAACUUUAGCUCACAGAAAAACAAUCAGGUUGCAGCCCAAGAGCACCGACACCUGCUUAGAAUCCUUCUCCUGCAUGAGCUGGAAACCUCGAAAGUGGCACCGUACUGGUGGUCCGGGAAGUUCACCACCCAAGGUGAGUACGUGCUCACGCAACACUCCGCCCAAAGCAGUCUCUCUACGACCGCAGGUGCCUUUAUCCAAUGGUCAGUCUACACCGCCAUCCACACCGACCAUCCGCUCUCGUUCGGGCUGUUCGACGGUAUACUGGACAAAGUUGUCCGCGCCAUUCAGUUGAAGGCUGUUUCCGAUGAUGAACUGAAACUGUUCUGGGAUGCUACCAAAAAACUUCUUCCGUCCUGUUUUUCCGUAAUCCGAAAAUUACGAAAGAAAACCGCAGGUGACAAGCUGGUGGUCAAAAUGCUCACGGAUGCGUUGAACAUCAUUGCGAAGGUGUCGAUGCUGGAGCCUCCGGAGGGUACCGAUCUGUUUCCGCUGCAACAAUACAGUUGGAUCCGGUCGAACACCGCCGAUCCCAACUGGGAUAUUCGUGAAGCAGUGGCCAGUGCUGUUGCGAGCGGUGCUGAAGACUGGUUCAACAGUAUCAAGGAAGGCCACUUUGUGGAAUCUGGCUUAGAUGAAGAUCGGCUGCAGAACUUGAUUAAGAUCAUUCAGUUGGUACGAUCAGACAUCCAGCGAUCAAUUGAACAUUACGAUAAGCUGUUUCAAGAAAUUCUACACUUCCAGUACACCAAAGAACUCUACAUAACGCAUGAACUGAAGCUUGCCGAACUAAUCAAACCUUGCGUGGAGGAAAUCUGCCGAGCUUUAAAGCGUAUCGACAUUCCCGAGUCCAACACAACUCUCAUGGAGUACGAAGACAUCAACAUGGGAACAACCUUGUUCGAGUUAUACCUGGUGCUGAAACGUUUCUCUCAGCUUGGACCGGCGUUGAGUCCGGGGGAAUCCGGCUUUGCCAUCGAUGAGUAUCACAAUUGGUUCACAGCUGGUGUGACGCACUGGUUGGAUAUCUCCGUGUACAAGGCGCUGAUGCGAAUUCAUAAGGCGAUCGAGCUGGAUAAGCUGCAACCGGUGGACGAAACGGUCAAGUAUUCCUCCUCAGCGGUAGACACGCUGGCGAUCUUCUACCAAAUUAAGAUCUUCUGGCAACAGUUAGAUUGGCCAGAUGUGGAGGGAGCGUACAUCUUCGUGGCGAAAAUUGUCGACGACAUUUGUCGCUGCUGCGUCUUCUAUGCCGAUCGAAUGUCCACCCGAGUGGAAAACCUUGGCUUGAUAGAAAAUGUUUACGAGAGGAAGUUUGAGGUCACUACAGAGUGGUGUCUGGCUAUCAACAAUAUCGAUUACAUUCGGCAAAGCUUGAAACCAUUCGCAGCAGAACUAGGCGUGGACGACAUCAUCACUCGGCUAUCGAACAUUCAAAGUUCGUCCGAGGCGGAACGAUGCGCUCAAACACUACGUGCCGUGCUGGAGAAUGCUGUCGAUACCGAGAAGAACAAAAUUAUCGAUUUGGUUGAGAAGCUGGCGAAGAAGAUGGCUCCGGCCAUGCGACGCUUUUUGGUGGAAGGUGCCGAGCUGCUUCAACAGGACUCCAACUCGAUGGAUCGGUUGAUGAUGUACAUGGAGGAUUCCCUUUCGACCUUGAACAGUGAACUGAACGAAAUAAACUUCGAGCGAGUGUUGGAUGCCAUCUGGGGUGAACUAACCACGAUUUUAUAUGACCUGAUUCAGAGUAAUCUUGAUAAACGCCGUCCACCCGCAUUUUUCGCCAACCUGCGCGACACGUUGCACAUCAUGGUUCAGAACUUCAAAAGCGCAGAAAACCGUGAGUCCCAGAACGCUUCCGACCGGGACACCCUGGAUCACAUCGAACGGCUGCUGCAGUUGCAUGGCUACGAGACGACCGAUCUCAUUCAUCAGUAUUACAUCGACCGGCUGACGGAACAGGAACAGGCCGAAGAGGACGCCGUCUUCGGAAUGCUCACGGUGCAGUGCUUCUUCAAAAACAACGUGCUAGAGCUGGAAAUCAUGAAUGCACGCAACCUUAAGCCAAUGGACUCGAACGGGACGUGUGACUCGUUUGUGCGGGUGCAUUUCAUACCGGAGGAACGGUUCGUCGGGGUUACCAAACCGCGCACCAACACUCAGUCGAAAACGCUGUUCCCGCUGUAUGACGAGAAGUUUGUUGUCACAUUCACCCCGGAGCAACGGGCCAUCAAGGAUGCGGUCAUUUUGUUCAGCGUGAAGGACAAGGACCUGUUUGGAAUGUCCAACCAAUAUCUGGCCGAGUGUUACUUAAGUUUCAACGACAUUGCGGACAUUUCCGGCGAGAGCGGCAAAAUCGAACAGAAGCAUUUAAAACUGACGCGGCCGCAUCGAUUAGAUACGGAUUGUGUGCGGGCUUUGGAAUAUCGCCAAGGUGACAAGCAAGCAAAAGAUUUCAUCAAAAAGCUUCGACAAAAAAUGGGUUAAGAUGAACUGGAGCUAUUUUGGUAGGUGCCUUUUUUGGAAACAAUCCAUCGCUAACGUGGUCAAAAUAUUUGUGAACAGCUGUGCAACGUUUUAAUUUUAUAUCGCUUUAUUUAAAUGCCACUCACAGAAACAAUAGAGACUUUAACUGAA
Molecule: messenger RNA, 6978 nt
Organism: Aedes albopictus (Asian tiger mosquito)
Lineage: Eukaryota; Metazoa; Arthropoda; Insecta; Diptera; Culicidae
Gene: stac
Product: protein unc-13 homolog 4B
Exons: 14
Coding region: 142-6828 (2228 amino acids)
Cellular component (GO): secretory vesicle
Source: RefSeq, a predicted model, not a curated record